AUGAAAUUCUCCUUGACCUCGUCAUGGGUCGUAGCGGCUCUUUUUGCUACUUCUUCGUUCGCAGCAGUCCCUCUUUCUAGUAUCAACACCGCUGAUACCGGCCGCUAUGUUCCCAACGAAUACAUCGUUGAGAUGGCUAGCAUUUCAGGCUUGGCAGGAAAGCGCGCCUACACUGGCCGCACGCUCUACUACCACAUGCACAAGCGUGGUGUUCAAUUUGACGUGAAGACCGAGUAUGACACUCCCGACAUCCUCGUCGGUGCUUCUAUGAAGAUUGAGUCUCCCGAUGACAUUGCCAAGGUUGCGGGCAUUCCCGGUGUUCAGGCUAUUCGUCCUAUAAUCUUAAUUCCCGGUCCCAAGCCUAUCGAGUCGUUCUCUGUCAGCGACCCCAAUGACUCCAGGCUAUCCCCCUCACCUAUGAGCACCCACACCAUGACGGGAGUGGACAAGCUCCAUGCCCAAGGGAUCUUAGGAGAGGGCAUCAAGAUUGGAAUCAUUGAUUCUGGCAUUGAUUACAAGCAUCCCUCUCUUGGUGGUGGGUUCGGCGAAGGUUUCAAGGUUUCUGGCGGUUGGGAUUUCGUCGGAGAUCGCUUCACUGGCAGCAACACCCCCGUCCCGGACAAUGACCCCAUGGACUGCGGUGGCCACGGCACGCACGUAGCUGGCAUCAUUGCCGCCGACCCCGGCAACGAGUUCGGCGUCGUCGGCAAUGCCUACAAGGCUUCCAUCUCUGGAUAUCGUGUCUUUGGCUGCGGUGGUUCAACCACUGACGAAAUCAUUGCUCAGUCCCUUAUCCGUGGAUACAAUGAGGGCAUGGACAUUCUCACCUUGUCUCUGGGCGGUGUUGAUGGAUGGACUAUCGGUACCGGUUCCGUUGUGGCAAGCCGUAUCGCCGAGCAAGGCCGCGUUGUCACCAUCGCUGCUGGAAACGAUGGCAGCGAUGGCGCUUGGUACACCUCCAGCCCCGGUAACGGCAUCAGCGCAAUAUCUAUCGGCUCCGUUGAUAACAUCGUCGUGUCCGUUCAGAACGUCAACGUCAAGGGAGUCGAACACGCGCCCAUCGCUUACCUCCAAUUGCUCCCCUUGAACGUUACUGGCGAACUGCCUAUCUAUGUCACUAACAACGACACCACAGUCAAAGAUGACGCUUGCAACCCUCUACCUGCUACUACCCCCGAUCUCUCUGGCCACAUCGUUGUCAUCCACCGUGGCACCUGUACCUUCCAAAUCAAGGCUGACAACGCUGCUAAGUUUGGAGCCAAGAACUUCCUCAUUUACAACUCCGAUGAUGGCGAGCUCACUGGUGUCUCCAUCGAUGGCUACCAAGCAGCAAUGAUCUCCGCUGACGACGGCAAAUUCCUUGUUGGCCAAUUCGCGGCUGGUGUCGAAGUCAAGCUUGAAUUCCCUCAGAAUGGAAGCGCAGCCACUAUCGACUCACCCCAUGGUGGUCUCACUUCCGCUUUCUCUUCCUACGGCCCAACCUACGACAUGUUCUUCAAGCCCGCCGUCUCUGCCCCUGGAGGAAACAUCCUUUCCACGAUUCCCACUGCGCAAGGUAGCUGGGGCAUCAAAUCUGGCACAUCGAUGGCCACCCCCUUCGCUGCCGGUGCCGCUGCUCUUGUCCUCCAGGCCAGGGGUAAGGGCAAGGACGUCUCUCGUGAGAUGAGGGACCUUUUCCAGACCACUGCCAUCCCUGUCGCUUCGUCCAAGGAAGAAGGAAGCAUCGCUAACACCGUUUCCCAACAAGGUGCUGGUUUAGUCCAGGUCGACCGUGCAAGCCAAUACAAGACACUCGUAUCUCCCGGUCAACUCCUCCUCAAUGACACUGCCAACUUAGAUUCCCUCCACACCAUCACCAUCCGUAACACUGGCUCAGAGUCCGCUCUUUACCAAUUGAGCCAUGUCGCUGCUGGAACCGCCCAAUCCCUCAAAGCUGAUUCCAAAUGGGCAUCUCUUGGACCCGUCGAACUCGUCGACGCACCCGCUGGCGUCACUAUCAUUCCUUCCUCAGUCACAGUCUCUCCCGGUUCCUCUCGUCGUGUCAUCGUCCGAAUCACCCCUCCCCGCGGUGUCGAUGAAUCUCGUCUCCCCGUCUACUCCGGCUUCAUCAACAUCGCGUCCAAAACCGAAUCUCUCAGGGUCACCUACCUUGGAGCUGCCGGCUCUCUCAAGAAGAAGGCUAUCCUCGACAACACUGAUGCCUACUUUGAACAAAAAUUACCCUUGGUGCUGACACCUGGAGGAGAAGUUCAGAGCGAGCCUAAGUCGUAUACCAUGAAGGAUCUUGAUAGCCCAUCUCUCGUAUACCGCCUUACAUUCGGCUCUCCCGCCAUCAAGGUCGACCUUGUUCAGAAGGAUGCCAGCAUCAAGCCCACUCUCACCAAGCGUGGCUGGUUCUCCUGGUUGUUCGACUGGGGUAGCGAUGUCGAUGACCUCCCCAUCAUCGGUCCCCUCCAAGAGUUAGGAUACGUUCCCCGCAACUCUGAGGCCCCCGUAACUGAUAACGGCUUCAAUGUCUUCAACUUCAUCGGUGUCUUCGCCAACAAGACACGCAUCGAAGACGGUGAAUACCGCAUUCUCCUUCGUGCUCUCAAGGUUACUGGUAACCCCAAGAAGCUCGGAGACUACGAAAGCUGGCUCAGCCCAGUCAUCAGCAUCAACUCCACUUCGUCUUCAUAA
Messenger RNA from Pleurotus ostreatus (oyster mushroom), 2679 nucleotides. RefSeq lists its product as uncharacterized. Gene Ontology annotation, cellular component: cytosol; cell wall; membrane. The coding region runs from base 1 to 2679 and encodes 892 amino acids. The transcript is spliced from 16 exons. Gene Ontology annotation, molecular function: serine-type endopeptidase activity; tripeptidyl-peptidase activity. The record is from RefSeq and is a predicted model, not a curated record. Gene Ontology annotation, biological process: proteolysis. NCBI's taxonomy places the organism in Eukaryota, Fungi, Basidiomycota, Agaricomycetes, Agaricales, Pleurotaceae.